Anas platyrhynchos (mallard) is the source of this 1048-nucleotide messenger RNA. Lineage: Eukaryota; Metazoa; Chordata; Aves; Anseriformes; Anatidae. The record is from RefSeq and is a predicted model, not a curated record.
UGUGGAUGCUCUUGCUCGUGUUGCAGCCCCAGCACUGCGGUUUCCCAUCCAGAUUCUUCCUCUCUGUACCUGUGGUGCCGGGCUCGGAGGGAGCGCGCCCGUCCCGUGGGGCAGGACACUCAUGGGACCGUACGGGAUGGAUCGAACCAUGCAUUGCUUUGACUUCUACGACUGUGCCAACGGGCUGGGUAUUAAGGUGAUCGGCGGCAUCAAGGAGCUCACCGGGGAAGAAUACGGAGUCUAUGUCAAGAGGAUCCUGCCAGGGGGUGUUGCUUAUGCUGACGGGCGCCUGCAGCCAGGAGACCAGAUCCUGGAGGUCAAUGGAGAUUCCCUAAUUGGGGUUACCAGCGAGAGGGCUGUGGACAUCCUGCGGACGGCGUCGGCCACCAGCCACAUGCGCCUUCUUAUAGCCCGUGAUGACGAUGCCAGGAGAGAGUUCUCAGAGCUGCUGGAGAAGUUUGGCUCCCAGAGCAACACCGGCUCUGCACGGAGCUCACCAGUCCUGCAUGGCAGCAGUCGAUACCUGGAAAGCACAUCCUCAGGCUCCUCCUCGCGCUCCCAGAGCCCGCUGCUGCUGAGCCCAGCCAGCUCCCAUGGCCCCUUCAUCGGCAACCCAGCGCACACGCCCCACACGCACUACUCCACUGAAUCAGGAAUCCAGAGCAUUUCUAUAGCAAAGUCCUCUGGCUUAGGACUGACAAUCAGUGGUGGAUCCAACAGACCUGAUGGUCCCAUGGUUUACAUUCAAGAGCUUAUGCCAGAUGGUGACUGUUACAAGGAUGGCCGGCUCCGACCUGGUGACCAACUAAUUGCUAUCAAUAGAGAUUCCCUGGUGGGCAGCACACUUGAAGAGGCCAGAAAAAUCAUUACAAAAGCCAAAUUCAGACACGAGGGAAACACAGAAGUGGCCUUUAUUCCUGGACGGGGACGGUUACAUCCCGGACUGUCAGUUCAUAACAACAUCCCGUCACCACCGCCAAAGGCUGUGGGAAAUGGUCUGAGUUCCUGCAGACUGAAGGUCCACGUGAGGUCCCCAGAGGUAGGCUGA